CUCGAAGUCCAGGUGGCCCCUUGGGCUCCGAGCCGGUGGUGGGCGGAGGCAGAAGCGACGGGGAGCCAGGGGCGGAGAAAGUGUAGCCCGAAGUCUGGGAGGGAGAGAAGGAGGCAAAGGAGCUGGGACGGCGGCCCGCUGAGCCGAGCCCGCGAGGGACACCCCCCAACCACCACGCUGGGCCAGGCGGGCAGUGCCAAAUCAGGGCGGGGGGAGCCGGGAGCCGGGGGGAGGGUCGGGGACAGCCCGGCCCUGCCCCCUCCCUCGCGGGGUGCCCAGCAACUUCUGAGGAAAGUUUGGCACUCACUGCCUGGUGCCCCGAGGAUGGGCAAGGUCCUGCUGGCCUGGUGCUGGGCGCUGUGCUGCUGGGGGCGCGCGGCUCCCCAGGGCCCACAGACUGAAGUGCCCCCCUUCGUGGGGAGUCCAGGGAACAUCACCGGUGCCCGAGGACUCAUGGGCACCCUGCGCUGUGAGCUCCAGGUUCAGGGGGAGCCCCCCGAGGUGACCUGGCUUCGGGAUGGACAGGUCCUAGAGCUGGCAGACAGCACACAGACCCAGGUGCCCCUGGGCGAAGACGGGCAGGAUGACUGGAAAGUGGUCAGCCAACUCAGAAUCUCGUCUCUGCAGCUCUCAGACGCGGGAUGGUACCAGUGCGCCGUGGUCCUGGGAGAAAAGACCUUCGUGUCCCAGCCUGGCUACGUGGGGCUGGAGGGCCUGCCUUACUUCCUGGAGGAGCCUGAGGACAGGACUGUGGUUGCCAACACUCCCUUCAACCUGAGCUGCCGGGCGCAGGGGCCCCCAGAGCCUGUGGACCUCCUUUGGCUCCAGGAUGCUGUCUCCCUGGCUUCAGCCAUGGACCACAGCCACCAGCACACACUCCGCGUUCCAGGCCUGAACAAGACUACUUCUUUCUCCUGUGAAGCCCACAACGCCAAGGGAAUCACCACAUCCCGCACGGCCACCAUCACAGUGCUCCCCCAGCGGCCCCGUGACCUCCGCUUGGUUUCCACCCAGCCGACGGAACUGGAGGUGGCUUGGACCCCAGGCCUGAGCGGCAUCUACCCCCUCACCCACUGCAUUCUGCAGGCUGUGCUGUCAGACGACGGGGUGGGCGCCUGGCUGGGAGAGCCAGACCCCCCAGAGGAGCCCCUCACCUUACAAGCGUCUGUUCCCCCUCAUCAACUGCGGCUGGGCAGCCUCCAUCCUCACACCCCUUACCACCUCCGGGUGGCCUGUGUCAGUAGCCAGGGCCCCUCACCCUGGACCCACUGGCUUCCCGUGGAGACACCAGAAGGAGUGCCCCUGGGCCCUCCUGAGAAUGUUAGCGCCAUGCGGAAUGGGAGCCAAGCCCUUGUGCGCUGGCAGGAGCCAAGGGCGCCGCUGCAGGGCACCCUGUUAGGGUACCGACUGGCCUAUCGAGGUCAGGAUACGCCCGAGGUGCUGAUGGACGUAGGGCUAAAGCGAGAGGUGACCCUGGAGCUGCGAGGGGAGGGGCCUGUGCCCAACCUGACGGUGUGUGUGGCAGCCUACACCGCCGCUGGGGAUGGACCCUGGAGCCUCCCUGUGCCCCUGGAGCCCUGGCGCCCAGGACAAGGACAGCCAAUCCACCAGCUGGGAACCAAGACCUCCACCAUGACCUGUCCCGCGUACCCCCUGACAGUGAGUGAACCCCCAGUCCCCGCCUUCUCGUGGCCCUGGUGGUAUGUACUGCUGGGAGCAGUGGUGGCCGCCGCCUGCGUCCUCAUCCUGGCCCUGUUCCUCUUCCACCGGCGGAAGAAGGAGACCCGCUACGGAGAGGUGUUUCAGCCAACUGUGGAGAGGGGCGAGCUGGUGGUCAGGUACCGUGUUCGCAAGUCCUACAGUCGGAGGACCACUGAAGCUACCUUGAACAGCCUGGGCAUCAGUGAAGAGCUGAAGGAGAAACUGCGGGAUGUGAUGGUGGACCGCCAUAAGGUGGCUCUGGGGAAGACCCUGGGAGAGGGAGAGUUCGGAGCUGUGAUGGAAGGCCAGCUCAACCAGGAUGACUCCGUCCUCAAGGUGGCCGUGAAGACAAUGAAGAUUGCCAUCUGCACAAGAUCGGAGCUGGAGGAUUUCCUGAGUGAAGCCGUCUGCAUGAAGGAAUUCGACCACCCCAACGUCAUGAGGCUCAUUGGCGUCUGUUUCCAGGGUUCUGAACGAGAGGGCUUCCCGGCGCCCGUGGUCAUCUUACCUUUCAUGAAACACGGAGACCUACACAGUUUCCUUCUCUAUUCCCGGCUCGGGGACCAGCCAGUGUUCCUGCCCACCCAGAUGCUGGUGAAGUUCAUGGCAGAUAUUGCCAGUGGCAUGGAGUAUCUGAGUACCAAGAGAUUCAUACACCGGGACCUGGCUGCCAGGAAUUGCAUGCUGAACGAGAACAUGUCGGUGUGUGUGGCUGACUUUGGGCUCUCCAAGAAGAUCUACAACGGGGACUACUACCGUCAGGGACGCAUCGCCAAGAUGCCGGUCAAGUGGAUUGCCAUCGAGAGCCUGGCAGACCGCGUCUAUACCAGCAAGAGCGAUGUGUGGUCCUUUGGGGUGACGAUGUGGGAGAUUGCCACUCGAGGCCAAACCCCAUAUCCGGGAGUGGAGAACAGCGAGAUUUAUGACUACCUGCGUCAGGGAAACCGCUUGAAGCAGCCCGUGGACUGUCUGGAUGGACUGUAUGCCCUGAUGUCCCGGUGCUGGGAGCUAAACCCCCGGGACCGGCCAAGUUUUGCAGAGCUGCGGGAAGACCUGGAGAAUACGCUGAAGGCCCUGCCCCCUGCCCAGGAGCCGGACGAAAUCCUCUACGUUAACAUGGAUGAGGGUGGGGGUCAUUCUGAACCACUUGGAGCUGCUGGAGGAGCGGACCCCCCAACUCAGUCUGACCCUAAGGAUUCCUGCAGCUGCCUCACCGCCGCCGAAGUCCAUCCUGCCGGCCGCUAUGUCCUCUGCCCUUCUACAGCCCCCGGCCCCACCCUGCCUGCUGAAAGGAGCUCCCCAGCAGCCCCGGGGCAAGAGGAUGGCGCCUGAGACCACCCUCCACCUGGGACUUCCUCUCAGGACCCAAGCUAGGCACUGCCACUGGGGGACCUGUCCCCUACUUUCCCACUCAAGGCCUUACCCCCAACCAUAGCCCUCUCUUCCUACCUGUUCCACUUCCAUUCCAGACAGAUUCUCUCCCUUUUCCACACCUUGGUGUCCCCAUGUGUAAAAGAAAGGGAUUGGACUGAAAUCCCUGAGGGCCCUCCCAGGUCUAACAUUCCAAGAUUCUAGAUUCUAAGGUUUAAAGAGUCUAGAUUCAGAGGUUCUAAGUUUCAGAGCUGAGUCUUUCGUUCUAAAGACUUGGGAUUCCAGUCUCUAAUUCUAAAAUGCUAAGGUUCUAGACACAGAAGUUCUAAGGCCUACAUUCUAAGGCUCUGAGAUGCUGUGGCUCUAGACUUCUCUGGUUCUAAGAUUGUUCAUAAAGCCCAUGAAAUUUUAGGUUACAAAGCUCUAAGAUUCUAUUUCUAGAAUCUAAGACUCUGUGAUUUUAGAUUUUAUUUUUCUAGGGUUCUGAGUCCUGAGGGUGUAAGAUACUAGAUCCUACAAUUCUAAAAAUCCUACAGUUCUAGACAUGGAGGUUCUAAGGUCUUAUGUUCUAAAAUUUGAAGUUCUGAGCCUCUGAGAGUAUAACUUUUCUGGUUUUAAGACUCCAGAUCAUAAGGCUUCAAGAUGUGAUCUUCUCAAGUUCUAAGAUUCUAAUGAUGGUCAAUGGCAGAGUCUAAGGCUUUAUGAUCCUCGAAACCCUUGUUAUAAGACUGUGGAUCCUAAAGAUCUAAAAUGCUAGCAUCUGCAAUUCAAAAGUUCUAAUAGUCUAAAGAUGGAGGUUCUAAGGUCUAAUGUUCUAAGAUGUGAUGUUCUAAGGCUUAGUCUAAGAACCUAGAUUCUCUGUGUCUAAGAUUCCAGAUCACAUGCUUCAAGAUUCUAGAUUAUUAAACUCUAAGAUUCUAAUGUUGUUCUGUUCUGUGUUCCAAGGCACUCUAGAUCCUAUUGGUCCAAGAUUCUGGAUCCUCAGCAUCUAUGGUGUAGAUACUCCACAGUUAGUGGUGACAAACUGGAUGCCAAAGUUCUAAUCAUUUUUAAUUUUGGACACCUUUAAGUUCUAUGCUGCAUCUUCUCUUCUAGGAUUUUAGUUAAGGGUCUAGGAAUUCAUGGUUCUAAGUCUUAUGAUUCUGGGUUCCAAGAUUCACAUGUUAUAAGAUUCUAAACAUCUAGAAUUCCCAAGUAAAAUUCUGAGGUUCUAAACUUAUAGUUUUAUCCUGUGUGACCCUUCCCUUCUUAGCCACCUCUGCUUCCUCUUCCUUUCAUGUGGGGGUGUGCCCCCUCAAACCUGUGCAAUGCAUUAAGGACGCCUCCUUUCCCCAGAGGACAACAUCCCUCCUUUGGGGGUCAUAUUGCCCCCCUGAGCCAGUCCUUUAUGCCCCCUGAACAGAGUGUGUACUCUGGCACCUUCAGUGGGGCUCAGAUCACAUAAAACUUUGUAACCAUG
Messenger RNA from Dama dama (fallow deer), 4531 nucleotides. RefSeq names its product AXL receptor tyrosine kinase (gene AXL). The record is from RefSeq and is a predicted model, not a curated record. The coding region runs from base 325 to 3033 and encodes 902 amino acids. Gene Ontology annotation, biological process: positive regulation of phosphatidylinositol 3-kinase/protein kinase B signal transduction; protein phosphorylation; phagocytosis. Gene Ontology annotation, molecular function: protein binding; ATP binding; transmembrane receptor protein tyrosine kinase activity. Gene Ontology annotation, cellular component: signaling receptor complex. The transcript is spliced from 20 exons. Lineage: Eukaryota; Metazoa; Chordata; Mammalia; Artiodactyla; Cervidae.